CCAAUUAAAACAAACUUGUGAGUAGGGGUGGCAGUUCGGUUACCGGUUAUCCACGAACCGAUAACCGAAGUAACCGAACUUCGGUCGGUUAUCGGAGGCUAGACGAAAUGGUUUUUGGUCUUAAAAGUGGGUCGGUUAACCGAUAACCGAGAUAACCGAGAAACCGAAGCCUAUUUCGGGCGGUUUUCGGUAGGGGGAGGGGUUAUUUUGGUUAACCGAUAACCGGCCGAUCGGUUAUCGGUUAUAACCGAAAUAACCGAAAUGCCACCCCUACUUGUGAGUUGUGAGUUGUGACACAUUCCAUAGAAAAUUAUUAUCAUUAUUAAUUAUUAUUAUGAUUAGCAAUUGCAAUGGAAAAGGAAUGAGAGGACCCUAUGAAUAGUGAUGGCAAAUCUGGAUUGGAUUGUUUACUAUCCGGUCUCGUUCCGGGUUAUAUGGUCCGGUUUCGGGUAAAACCAAAACAUCCGGACCAAAUAGCCAGCCGUAAUGGCAAUGCGACGGGUAGACGGAUAUCUUAAUACUUAUGUCUCGUCCCACAUUAUUUGUUAUGUGUAUUUCUCGGGUGAGAACCUUCACGUAAUGUGUGUCGCCGAUGUUGAAAGAUAUUCGUAAGAAAGAGAAUUAGAACGAAGAGAAUAUUCAGAGAAACGAAGAUAACUACAACCUCUAAUGAAUUUCAUUCUUCAACAUAUCAUUAAACGAAAUACAUAGUACAUAUUUAUAGGUUAAGAAAACCCAAAAUCCCAAUCCUUCUCCUAAUAGGCCGGCGGUCUCCUCCUUUUUCCUACCCAAAACAUGAAACCCAACCUACAAGAAAAUAAUAAUAAACUCCUAAAUAAUAAAUCAAAUCAUACUUGAACAAUAAAAAUAAUAAAGACAAUUACUACUAAAAUACUAAAUAAUAAAAUAUCCAAGCCCAAAUCGAAGCCCAAUAAUUACGAUGGCUUGAUUCUUGUAACGUUAUUGCGGAUCAUGGUGGGUAAUCACCGUGCGGAUACAGGGUGAGGUGGGCCGAACCACUCUUACAUGAUUUAUGAAAAGAUAGACGCAAAAUUUUACUUUUUACAAUAAAACGAAAAGGAAAGCACUUUAUGAAUGAAAAAUAGUGUGAUAAUAAAUGGGUUAAUUAGGUCUAACUAGUUGAAAAAAAGUCAAAAUAUGAAUAGAUACUAUAAAAAUUUGAGAUAAAAUUGACUAAGAAUAGAGCUAAAUGAGAAAGGACGAAGCGAAAAUAGAUACUUAUAUACCCACGAUACUACGAGUCGGGUUCAAAUUGUCAAUUGAGAGGUAACUUUGUGUAAGUUGGUACAUUUAAUAGACGGUGGACAUUAUGAGAGAGAUACCGGCGUGUAUUGAUGGAUCCACCCCCUCCUUCCCUCUAUAAUUAUUGAUGGAUGGAUGCUUUGAAAGAUGAAGAAUCCUCACAUGAUCACAUGUGGGCGGUGGUGGCCGUAAUGUGUAGUAUGUGGCUCUUUCUUUCAAGGAUGGAAAGUAAAGGAGAGGUUUUGACGCAAAUGCAUUGUUGUUGGCUUUGCUUAUUUAUUAAUUGAAACAACACCCACCACCCACAUGCCCACCGCCAUUCUACCAUCCAAAAUCCAUCACUUGGAGUCUAUCAAGUUUUAUUGUCAUCAUACAUUUCAAGAUUGUUGAUUUUCACCUCGAUUUUUUUGGUUAAACUAUACACUAAAUUGAUUUAGAUGCUAGAACCUAUAGUUAGAUAGGAUACAACUAUACACGAACUUAAAUCAGUCAUGGGGGAUGCUCAAGUGGUGCUACAUCAACUGGCUAGCCGGUCAAUGCACGAUGCUUAUGCUGGAGCAAUUCUACGCGAGGCUUGCGUUAUGUUAGAGUCUCUCUCAAGAGUUCGUUUUGUUUACACACAUCGAGAAGCGAAUCGGGUUAUGCAUUUUGUGGCACAACAGGCCCUUCGUUAUCCUGGAAUUCAUAGUGUCCUUCACGAUUUUUCUUUCUUUGUGUAGUGUGUCUUUUGAGUCAGCACAGGUUACAAGCAGUAUGUAAAACCCGGUGCUCUUAUCUGUUUCACCUGCGAAGGUGACGCUUGACAAAAAAAAUCAGUCAAUUACGUUUUAUUAGGGGUCGUUUGGAAGUUGCGAAUGUUAAAUCGUUGCAUUGUAAUGAAUCACCAUAAUAUAAAUGCAUGUAUUGAUACAAUGGAUGCACUUUAACAAUACAUUGUUUGGUUGUUGAGAUUCUACUUUAUGCAUUGAUUUACAUAAAAUUACUUUUAUGGGGAAAUGUCAUAUUUACCCUCAACUUUUAGUAUAAGACAAAAACUAUUAGGGAUAUAAAUGAAAAAAAAAGGUUGACACAAAUCUAGAAGCAACAAUCACAACAAUCUCAACUUUUAGUUGAGAUUGUAUAAUGCAUCAUUUUUUGUGAUUGUUCGUGGGACCUACCUAAAAUAAUACAUACAUUGUUUUACACUUUGAUACUUCCAAACAUUGUAUGUGCACAAUACAUGUAUUCAACAAAUACAACUCUAACAAUCAGAACUUUCAAACGACACCUUAAUUAAACAAAAACCAUGUAAUGUAGGCAUGACCAGGCCCAAAGCAUAGCCCGACCACAAGGGACAUUUUUUUAGUGCGGCCCAAUUGUAUCGCAGUCAAGGCCGCAGCCUACAGUCUAAAUGGAAUUUAGAGUGGGCUAAGGUUUGUCCCCGAUUUUUAGAGUGGGUCAAGAUUACACGGUUUUCAUCAAGAGGCCGGCCUUCACUGCUUUUGGCCCAGGCACGGGACUAGAUAGGGCGACAACACGGGUUGUUUACAAGUAUAUAGAUAGCUGAAUAUUUUUUUCUGCAUUCCAUUCAAAUUAUUUUGCAACGAGAGUGAAAAUAAAAAAGAUAUUUUUGUCUUCACAAUGAUUUGUUUGUUUCUCAUUUAUUCUUAAAAAAAUACACAUACAAAGAUUUGUACUGUGAUCAUUUUCAACUAUGAUAAAAAUCUUAACUAAUCAUACUACAUAGAUUAGUUAUAUCAUUUUAAAUAAAAAACAUACAUGAAGCUAAAAUUAAAAAAUCACAGAACUUUUCAACGGUUAGCUAAGGUCGCUAAAUCUUCGCUCAGUACUUAUUGGUGUUUCGAUACUUCAAUUUUCAUAUUUAAUUAUUUUAAUUAUACUUUAAUACUUAAUUUAAAUUUCUAUUUAUCUUAAAAAAAAAUACACAUACAAAGAUUUGUACUGUGGUCAUUUUCAACUAUGAUAUAAAUCUUAACUAAUCAUACUACAUAUAUUAGUUAUAUCAUUUUAAAUAAAAAACAUACAUGAAGCUAAAAUUUAAAAAUCACAGAACUUUUCAACGGUUAGCUAAGGUCGCUAAAUCUUCGCUCAGUACUUAUUGGUGUUUUGAUACUUCGAUUUUCAUAUUUAAUUAUUUUAAUUAUACUUUAAUACUUAAUUUAAAUUUCUAUUUAUCUUAUAAAUAGACGAUAACUUUAAAAUCAUAGACCGAAUAUCAUUGGUUCAAUAUUACAUAUCGAAUUGCAAUAUCGAAUGUGUAGAAGCGAUGUUGAACUCCUACAUUAGUAUUAGUUUAUAGAACUACUAUGAGGCAAUCAUAUUCAUAUCUUUCUGCAAACUAUACGGGGACGAGUUCUUUAUUUUAACAUUUUUAGCUCGGUUAACCGUUAAGUUUUAAGCAUCUUCCUAAUCCGACAGCAUGAUGGAUCCAACAAUCAUUAGAAGAGGUUGAGUUUAAUAGAUUGGUUUAUUUCAUCUUUUUAUGUAUUAAAAUGAAUUUGUAGAGCAAGGACAUGUCUACAUAUACACUUUUCCAAAUAUAUACUAUUGGCACGAUAAAAUUGUCGUCUCAUUUCAAAUUUCAUACAACGAGAGCAAAACUAUGAAUGAUAAUUUUUUCUUCGCCAUUAUUUAUCUUUAUUUUGUAUAGAAAAUAGACAAGUAUUGGAAUUUGAACUAAUGUAUCUUCAAACACAUACAAAAGUCAUAACCAUGAUUUUCAAUUCGAGUAUGACUCUAUUGGUCGAACCAAUUCUAUCUAAACCUGCGUAUCUCAGCGGCUGCCGAAGGCCUAGUUGGUUGUCUACUUAGGUUGGGUCAAAUUCGAGUUUGUCUAUCUUAGUGGGAAAUCCAACCGAUUUAACCAACUGAUUCGAGAACCGGCCACUUCAAAAUGAUGUUGUUUUCAACAAUUCGUAUACGUAGCUACACUGUCAUAUCAUCCUUUUACUUAUCACAGAACCCUACAACAUGAAACAUCACAGACCAUGUUCGACUAUCCCAUCGUCUCUUCUUCUUAUUUUAGAUUUGAGUGCCUACAAUACACGACCCAACCAUCUCAAAAGCUAUCAUAAUCCCGCAAUAGCAAAUUUCAUUUUUCUCCAGCUGCACAUUCAUAGAGCCAGUCGACCUUAUCUCAUACAAAUACGAAGCAAAAAUUAUUAAGAAACAUGCAUUUGAGUUGAAACUUUAUGUGACUAACAAAGGCCAAAUUCCUUAUUUUAAUUAUUAUUUAAUAUUUUAAUUAAAUUCCUGUAUAUCUUAUAAAUAGAGAAUAACUUUAAAAUCACGCCCCAAAUAUCAUUGGUUCGAAUAUUUCAUAUUAAAUUGCAGUGUUGAAUAUGUAAAAGUGAUGUAUAAUUCUUAAAUUAGUAUUAAUUUUUAGACCUACUAUUACACAAUAGUAUUCAUAUAUGUGUGUAAACUAUAUGAGACUGGUUCUUUGAACAUUUUAGUUCGGCUAACCGUCAAAUUUCAAACCUUUUCCUAUUCUGACAUGAUUGGAUCCAACAAUCAUUAAGAGUUUAAUAAGUUGGUUUAUUUCACAUUUUUUUAAUGUGCUAAUGAAUUUGUAGGGAGAAGACAUGUCUUUAUAUACACUCUACACAAUAUAUAAUACUAAAAUGAGAAAAUUGUUGUCUCAUUUCAAAUUUCCUACAACGAAAAUGAAAGUACGAAUUAUAUUUUUGCUUCAUAAUUAUUUUACAGAAACUACAAACUUCCAAAACCCAGAAAUUGUUGCUCAAACUAAAAAUCAGAGCAUCAAAAAUCAAUGUUCGCAAAUUUUAUUUCAUAUAUCACUUAUUUGAGAGAUUUUUCUCUCUAUAAACAAAGUAAAAUGAAACAAGUUAUAGCCAAAUCAAUAGCUUUGGCUCGAAGACGAUGACGUGCUUCUUCGUGGGAGAAAGAAAUACAUGCGGUACUAUCAGAGAUCUAGAGAGCAAAGAUGAAAAGGAUACACUACGAGUUCGUGGAUAAGUACUGUGAAAUAGAUCAUCAAAUCACGGGCUUGGGGCUGAAUAAAAUGAUAGGAGGUUAGUUAGAUAGCCGAUGAUAUAGAAUUUGCCAAUUUGGUACAUCUACAGGAGAUCUCCAGAGUCGGCUUAGGAAACAAAGAAUUGAAGAGGAAGAAAAAUAUAUAGACUCUUUUAUUAACAACUAAUUGAGUGCAUGGGGGUGGAUAAACGAUGCAUUCAUUUCUCUUUUUCUUUUUUAAAAAAUAAAACAAAAUAGUAUCGUAAAAAUUUUCGGGUUUCUAUUCAUCUUUUGAAGUUAGUUCUUUUUUCGAGGCUAAUCAGAUUAUUUAAAGCUAUUAUUCUACUAAAAUGAUUUUUUUUCCACUGCAUUGAUGUAAUAUUUUGACCAAGACAUGUUAGUAGGUUAAAUGAAAUAUUAAUUUAAAUAAUAUAAUAUUCACGCUCUUUCGGCGCACUCAAAUUAUAAUUCUUGAAGAGUAUACACUCUUACGCUCCCAUUCUAGCUCCUGCUCUAGCUCCCGCUCCGCAAAUUGGUAAGAUAAAUCCGUCAAGUCAAUUCUGUUAACAAAGAGACUACUGGAAGAACUCGCCUUCCAUCACAUAUUGUCUUUUCUCGCAAACACCCCAUGCUCAAUUUUCACUUGGUCGUUACUCAUUAGUUCCACUGCUGACACACAUCGCCACCAUAGGAGUUCGACCUUCAUCGCGUGACGAAUACAUGAUGUUGGAGUGCAUUUUAGGAGCUCGAAGGAGGAUAGAAGAAAAUAGCAGUUAGAGAAACAAAUGUAGAUAGUCCGGUCGAGGAAGAAUAUAUUCAUAUGUAGAUGAGAUUUUAUAUAAUUUAUAAAUGUAUGAACAAUAUAAUAAUUUUUUCAUAUAUCCGGGCAAAAGCGGACUAAAACAAUUAGAUCAUUAACCCUCAACCCACUUAAUCGACUGGGCCAACGGGCUAAACCAAGUUGACAACCUUUGAUACUUGAAAUCCAUAUAUUCUAAAAAAUUUGGGUUCCAAUUUUUAUGAUUGAGUCAAAUGAAUCAAUCAAUAAUUGUGGACUUUUCAGAGAGUGGUUGACAUUCAAAAGUCGGUCUUAAAGGUUCUUUCGUGACGGACAAGUUUUUUGCGUUUAAUUAUUGUUAGGUCGAAGGAAGAGAAAGCGGGACAGAUGGAGGAUCCGAUUGUGGCUAUUAAUCAUUGGGAGUUGCAGAUGGAGAAGAUAAGCCAUAAAAGGAAGGGAUUAAAUUUAAUUUGAUAAUUCGUAUAUACUAUAUAUUAUAAGGGCAUGUUGAUGUGAAAAAUAACAGGGAUAGAUUUGAGAAAAAUGGAUAAUAGAGUGACAAUUUAUGCUAUUAACUCCACAUGAAAAGUCAAAGAUUGUAUUGAUAGAGUAGAAUUUAUGGUUUUAUAAUGUUGAAUUUUUGUAACUUCUGUACGUGCAUUAGUAUCUAACACUUAACAGCCUCGACUUAUUAUUCAAUCAAGCCUGUACACUAUAUUCUAAUAAUUUAUACAAUAAGCAUUAUGUUUUCGU
Messenger RNA from Linum trigynum, 6769 nucleotides. The record is from the annotation of a GenBank genome assembly. Lineage: Eukaryota; Viridiplantae; Streptophyta; Magnoliopsida; Malpighiales; Linaceae.